Molecule: messenger RNA, 8752 nt
Organism: Fukomys damarensis (Damara mole-rat)
Lineage: Eukaryota; Metazoa; Chordata; Mammalia; Rodentia; Bathyergidae
Gene: Ercc6
Product: ERCC excision repair 6, chromatin remodeling factor
Exons: 21
Coding region: 314-4741 (1475 amino acids)
Biological process (GO): transcription-coupled nucleotide-excision repair
Cellular component (GO): nucleus
Molecular function (GO): ATP-dependent chromatin remodeler activity; ATP binding
Source: RefSeq, a predicted model, not a curated record
UGCUCAUAAUCGCCUUGCUGAGGAAGCCCUUUUCACCAGGGUGAAUUGCCGGUUUUCCAGACAUGCCCGGGCAGCCUGGAGGCAGACGACUGGGCUGCCUGCCAACCACAAGUUCACGUUGACGUUUCUAAUCUCAAUUGGCAGCCAGGCGCAAGCGCACUGGGUCUCCCGGCGCGGCUGGGGCGGAGCUUCCGGUAGGCCUUGGGCGCAAGCGUCAAACCCGGUCAGGUCUCGUCCCUGGGAGGCUGGCGGUAGGACCGUCGCAACUUGGCUUACGCGUGGGGCAGCUACGCUGUCCGGGAUAGUCUGAAGGAUGCCAAGUGAAGGGAGCCUCCAUUCCUGUCAAACUCAGGAUCAGGAGCGUUCACAGAGUCCACCUGUCAGAGCUGAUGAAGACACAGCUGUGGAGCAGGAGCGUGGGGGUGCUGUGGAGGCAGGGGAGCACGUGGCCUCUCCUCCCUCUAACUAUAUGCCAUCCACCUCUGCUGAGGGGUGCACAUCAGCAGCCAUGAGGAGAGGCCUGGCCCUGCUGCACAUCGACAGACAUCAGAUCCCCGCAGUGGAACAGAAUGCGCAGGCCCUGGAGCUGCAGGGCCUGGGUGUGGAUGUCUAUGACCAGAGUGUGCUGGAGCAGGGUGUGCUUCAGCAGGUGGACAGCGCCCUGAACGAGGCCGGCCGUGCAGCCCAGCUCGCAGAUGCUGAGAAGGAGUACCGUUGUGUCCUGGAUGACCUCACGUCAUGUACAACAUCUCUGCGGCAAAUCAAUAAAAUUAUUGAACAACUUAGCCCUCAAGCUGCUACCAACAGAGACAUCAACAGGAAACUGGAUUCUGUAAAACGACAGAAGUAUAAUAAGGAACAGCAGCUGAAGAAGAUCACUGCAAAGCAGAAGCGCCUCCAGGCUGUCCUUGUUGGAGCAGAGGUGAGAGUGGAGCUGGAGCAUGGUGGCCUGGAGGAGGAGGAUGCAGAGCCGGGCCCGUCCUGCCUUGGCAGCAUGCUCAUGCCUGCCCAGGAGACCGCCUGGGAGGAGCUCAUCCGCACUGGCCAGAUGACACCAUUUGGUACCCGUGUCCCUCAGAAAACAGAGAAAAAGCCUAGAAAACUAAUGCUCAAUGAGGCAUCAGGCUUUGAGAAGUAUUUGGCAGAUCAAGCAAAACUGUCUUUUGAAAGGAAGAAGCAAGCUGCUAAUAAAAGAGCAUCCAGAAAAGCUCCACCCUCGGUCAAGUCUGAGUCAAGUGCACAAUCGAAAGAAAAAAAACCAAAGCAGAGAAGCAAAGUUCUCUCCAAAACAGACUGGCGUUUGAAGAAGCACAUCAGGAAGCUCCAGAAGAGGGCGCUGCAGUUCCAGGGGAAAGUGGGGCUGCCCAGGGGGAAGAGGCCCCUAGAGGCAGAGGCAAGGCUGCAGACAAAGGGAGAUGAGGAGGGUGAGGAGUUGGGAUCCUUUCCCUCCGAGGGGGAGGAAGAGGGAGGCAGGGAUGAGGUAGGGGCUGACCUGUCCAGAGAUGUCGCAGACUGUGAGCUGAGGCCUGUGCUCAGGGGCCAGAAACGCCAGAAGAAAGUCCCACCGUGGAAGAGUGAUGACAAUUUUUCCCCAAGUUCUGGGGAAGAAGCAGAAGCCACAGAAGGUGGAGGAGGAACGGGUCGAAAAGUAGUGAGGUGCUGUGACGAUGGAGAUGAAGAUUAUUAUAAGCAGCGGUUAAGGAGGUGGAAAAAACUUGAGAAACACCUGAAGCUUGAAGACGACUCAGAGGAGAGUGAUGCGGAAUUUGAUGAAGGUUUUAAAGUACCAGGUUUUCUGUUCAAAAAGCUCUUUAAGUACCAGCAGACAGGUGUUAGGUGGCUGUGGGAAUUGCACUGCCAGCAGGCAGGAGGAAUUCUGGGAGAUGAGAUGGGAUUGGGCAAGACCAUCCAGAUAAUUGCCUUCUUGGCAGGUCUGAGCUACAGCAAGAUCAGGACUCGCGGUUCAAAUUACAGGUUCGAGGGACUGGGCCCCACUCUGAUUGUCUGCCCAACAACAGUGAUGCAUCAGUGGGUGAAGGAGUUUCACACGUGGUGGCCUCCCUUCAGAGUGGCAAUUCUGCAUGAAACUGGUUCCUGUACCAACAGAAAGGCGAAACUGAUUCGGGACAUUGCUCAUUGUCAUGGAAUUUUGAUCACCUCUUACUCCUACAUUCGGCUGAUGCAGGAUGACAUUAGCAGGCACGACUGGCACUAUGUGAUCUUGGACGAAGGACACAAAAUUCGAAACCCCAAUGCUGCUGUCACCGUGGCCUGCAAGCAGUUCCGCACGCCCCAUCGGAUCAUCUUGUCUGGCUCGCCGAUGCAGAACAACCUCCGAGAGCUGUGGUCGCUGUUUGAUUUUGUCUUCCCGGGAAAGUUGGGCACCUUGCCUGUGUUUAUGGAGCAGUUCUCUGUCCCCAUCACCAUGGGGGGAUACGCCAAUGCUUCUCCUGUGCAGGUUAAAACUGCUUACAAAUGUGCAUGUGUCUUACGAGACACCAUAAACCCAUACCUGCUACGGAGAAUGAAGUCAGACGUCAAGAUGAGCCUUUCUUUGCCAGAUAAAAAUGAACAGGUCUUAUUUUGCCGUCUUACAGAUGAACAGCAUAAAGUCUACCAAAAUUUCAUCGAUUCCAAAGAAGUUUACAAGAUUCUCAAUGGAGAGAUGCAGAUUUUCUCUGGACUUGUAGCCCUAAGAAAAAUCUGCAACCACCCUGAUCUCUUUUCCGGAGGCCCCAAGAACCUUGGCCGCCUUCCAGAGGAUGAACUCGAAGAGGAUCAGUUUGGAUACUGGAAGCGUUCUGGGAAGAUGAUUGUCGUUGAGUCUUUGCUGAAAAUAUGGCACAAACAGGGUCAGCGAGUACUGCUGUUUUCUCAGUCGAGACAGAUGCUGCACAUCCUCGAAGUGUUCCUGAGAGCCCAGAAGUACUCCUAUCUCAAGAUGGACGGUAGCACUACCAUUGCCUCGCGCCAGCCGCUGAUUGCAAGAUAUAACGAGGAUGCAUCUAUCUUCGUGUUUCUUCUGACUACGAGAGUGGGCGGCAUAGGCAUCAACCUGACCGGGGCCAACAGAGUAAUCAUCUAUGACCCUGACUGGAACCCGAGCACUGACAUGCAGGCCCGGGAGCGAGCCUGGAGGAUAGGCCAGAAGAGGCAGGUCACCGUGUACCGGCUCUUGAUGGCUGGCACCAUCGAGGAAAAGAUUUACCACCGACAAAUCUUCAAGCAGUUUUUGACAAACAGAGUGCUAAAAGAUCCAAAGCAAAGGCGGUUUUUCAAAUCCAAUGACCUUUAUGAGCUGUUUACUCUGACUAGCCCCGAUGGCUCCCAGAGCACUGAAACAAGUGCGAUUUUUGCAGGAACUGGUUCAGAUGUUCCAACACCCAAACGCCAUUUCAAAAGGAAGAUUCCUCCAGCCUUUGGGACAGACCAGAAUGUUCCAAAAUACAGGAAAUUCCCAGAUUCUGACACAUUUGCAAAUGUAGCCACAUCAUCUGAAGAUAAAUCUAAGGCAACAGGAGCUGAAGGAAGCAUGGUAACCUCCAGUACAAGUGGCCCUUUGAAAAGUGACCCUCACCCAGGCAGCAGGGUAACUAGCAGUGACAGGGUUAGCGAGGAGACAGGUGCAGUGUCUGGACCAGAGGAGCCACCCAUGACUGGCAGAAAUGAGUACUGCUCCAGUUCUCCACAAAUUGACAGAGCACCCGGCCUGUCUGGCGAGGAAAGCAUUGCUGUGAAGCAGGGACCUUCUGGUGAAGGAGACAGAGGCCAGGUUCCAGCAGAACUUCCUCAGGAGAAUGGACAGGUGAGAAGUCAUUCCUGUAAGCACAAGUCGAAAACGAAGCACCAGGAUGUAGCAGAAGAAGGAGCCCUGGAGAAGAAGCAGAAGCCCCAGGGUGCCAAGCACCGCAGAGAUGCCAAGUUUGAGGGCACACGAGUGCCACACCUGGUGAAGAGAAGGCGGUACCACAGGCAUGAUGAAGGCCCUGAGAGCAAGCCCAAGGCACACAGUGGUGAUGACUACGUUUUAGAAAAGCUCUUCAAGAAAUCAGUGGGCGUGCACAGCGUGGUGAAGCAUGAUGCCAUCGUGGAUGGUGCCAGCCCAGACUACGUGCUGGUGGAGGCAGAAGCCAACCGAGUGGCACAGGAUGCCCUGAAAGCCCUGCGGCUAUCCCGUCAGCAGUGUCUGGGUGCUACGUCUGGUGUUCCCACCUGGACUGGCCACAGCGGUGCCAGAGUGAAGAGUAGAUUUGGUCAGAAAAGGAACUCUAACCUCUCUGUGCAACGUCCUCUGUUGUCUACAACAAAACAAUUCCAGGAUGGUGUGGUGAAAAGGGAAGAAAAAGACCGCACAUCUGAGCACUUCAGUGGAAAAGCUGAGGACAUGGACUCUUCCUCUGCAGCCCUCACAUCCUCCUCCCUCUUGGCCAGGAUGAGAGCGAGAAACCACCUGAUCCUUCCUGAGCACUUGGAGAGUGAAAACGGGCACCCAGCAGAGGUGUCUGCACUGCCUCUCUGUGCCACAGAACACGAUGAGCUGCUAGUGGACAUGAGGAACUUCAUUGCUUUCCAGGCCCGCGUAGAUGGCCAGGCCAGCACCCGAGAGCUACUGCAGGAGUUUGAGCCCAAGCUGUCCACGUCACAGUCCUGUGUCUUCCGGGAGCUGUUGAGGAACCUGUGCAUGUUUCACAGGACGUCGAGUGGGGAGGGGGUGUGGAGACUCAGGCCGGAGUACUGCUGAGUGUAGCACCCCUCAGCCCCACCCCAUGUAGCUCCCAGCAUAGGCUUCAGAGCCCUGCCUGGGCCUGUGAACCUCCACAUGGCAUCUACCUCAUAACCAGAGCUGAGGAAGGAGGUGCUCUUCCUUAGUGCUGCAAAGAUUCAAUAAUGCUGACUGAAGAAGGAAAUACGGGGCUUGGGGGCGGGACCAGGAACUAUGUUAUAAAAUCAGGGACGCAACAGAUGCUCCUCACAGCACAUUUGUUCCUUGUGUUCAUGGAGAGGCUUGGGGUCAGGAGUCUCCGUUCUUUUUAUUGGUGCUAGAAACAUGGCUUCCAUUCAGUUGACCUGUUCAAUAAAUUAGGUCAUCAGUAUUUGAUAGCAGCAGUAUUCUGGUGCGUAACUUUUAAAUGCUUAAAUUUACCAUUUGCCACCCAAAAGAGAUCAGAUUUGUUGUCUUGGAAAACAGUUGCCUUUAUAAACAGUCUCCUUUUACGCUACUGUACGUUGGUAGGUUUUAAAAUUUUUACCCUUGGUGCUGAGGGUUAAGCUCAGGGCCUUGGGCACUGAUUGCAGGCUCCACCCUGAGCCGCGUGUCCCUCUGCAGGUGUUUCCAUGAGUACAGCAGGAAAUAACUUGUUAAUAGUCACGAACUCAGUUUAUCCUGGCUGCCCUUUAAGCAAAAGGUGCCCCCCACCGCCACCACAGUAACUGUUGAUUUUGGGAAAGUUGAAAGUAUUACUGUAUUUUACAAAUUAAAUGAAAAAUCCAUGCAGAACUGCUAGUAAGUACAUAAAGCAAUACGUGCCUACACGUCCCUGCAGAUCGCAGCCAGGGUCUGACCUGGCCCAUGCACUUGGACUGCGUGUGUGAGUGCCCCUGCUGCAGUGCUGGUGCCUUCACACCUGAGUGCCGCUUCAGCUGUGGCCCCUCUGUCUGCAGUCACCUCUCCGUGUCUUCCCUUGUGGUGUUGCUCUCCUGCUCUGGUGGCUUGCUUUUCACUUGAGCCUCUUCAUGGCUCACUGUUCUGUGGUGGUGCAGCCUCAGUCCUGUCCCUCAGCCUUGUUUUUCUCAUUUCCUUCUCUUGGUUGCACGUCAUCCCUUGUCUGAAGUCUUGUCACCCUGAGUCCAUUGUGCUCCUGACAUUUCCACCGUAGCUGUCCUGCUGCCAGCUGUCUCCUGGAUGUUUCUGCUGGCUUGUGCUUUUUGCCUUCCAUUUCUCUGUGUGUGUAGUUUGCUCGCCUCCCACCAUGCCCUGGCUUAUGCCUUGCUCAUGCUUACAGUGGGCAGCCGUGUCCGGUCCCAUCUGCUUUUCCCUGCUGUCCAGAAGAGGCACCUCUACAGGCUCUGUGUUGCCCUAACUGCCUGACAUGGGUUGCACUCUCUGCUGCGACUUUGAUUGAUAGCUCAGACCAGGGACCCUUCCGUGGCAGUCACUGUUGCCAGUGGGAUCUCCUGCUUCCAUUAGUAGAAUUCCACCUUGUUCAUUUUUAUAUGUGUCUGUACGUGUGGGGGUACAUGUGCGCGCGCGUGCGCGUGUGUCGGGGGUUAUAUUACUUUCUUCGCUUUGCCAUGGGAAGGGUUACUAAGGUCAGUGAGUCUUAACCUUCAGUACUUGGCUCGGGGGUCAGCACGCAUGGUUGAUUUGCUUCUGGGGAGCUCUCCAUUUAUUUUUAUGUUUAUAAUCCUUAGCCUGUAGAAAAAUUGUGUCCCUUUGUUCUCAGGGCUUCCUACCUGUAGUGUCAGAAGUCUAAAUCAUAUUGAGCUAGAGAGAAGGUAUAGCCUUCUCUUCAACUGAAAAUACCUGUUGGAAGUUUCCAAGCAGUAAUCGUGAGGUAGUCUUCACCCCAGCUGUGCCCCCAUACCUUGGCUGUGGAUGGGCUGUGUCUCGGGCUGGACACCUAUGAACACAGUCCUGUCCUCUCAGACAGAAGGGGACCACGAUGCUCUAUGCAGGUGGUUUUGACAAGACAGCGUAACAUUAGAUAAUCUGACUUUUACAAUGUUAAAUGCUUGGUGCAGUGUAAAUAUAUUUAAUGUGUAUAUCGGUAUGAAUAAAAGAUAUAAACCUUUUCUCAGAGUUAUAAAAUUCCUUAGUUGCUACAUGAAUAUGCAAGGGGUGAUGAGAAUAUAUGGCAAGUCAGCUUUCCUGCCAGUGGUGGCCAUGCCGCAAAGUCCCGAGCAGGGCAGUGGCACACUUCCACAUGGGCUGUACACAAGGACUGGGCUGUGCUCCACACUGGAUGGUCCCUGCCUACUGGCUGGGGUGCUGCUGAGGCUUCAGUGCCUGGCGUUAGAGUGCAUGGUGGCAAUGGAGGAUGGAGGAGAAGGGCUGCCGGGCUUGGACUGCUCUCUGACCUGUUGCUGCAGAGUAAAAUAAGUUACUGGCUUGUUUAAGCCACUGUCUCUUGGACCUUCUUUAUGACUGGUUUUAGGUAAUUGACACUAAUGUCAUUAUACUCGCCUUAUUGUACUAAUGUGAUUAUACUCUCCUUUUGUGCAAGACAUCUUUUCACUUCUCUAAUAAAACUCUGCCUUCAUGAAAGUGCUGGGUUACAGAUGACGUAGUUUUAGAAUUGUAAUGGAUGUAGUUGUUUCUUCCACUUCACGGUCCAUUAAAGGACCCAUCUUUGUCACCUUUGCCACCAGAAAGUAGUAUUAGUCUUUAUAUGUGGUUGUUUUAAAACCAGUCUUGUGAUAGAAAAGAACCUUCUUCUAAGUUGAAUUUUCUGAUUACUUGCAAAGCCAAACAUUCCCAUGUUUAUUGGCUCUUCGUAGAUCUCUGCUGUAACUUGCUUGUUUGAUUCAUUUCUACCUCGUUUUCUUUGGCUUAUCUCUUUGUCAGGGUUUUUCCCUCCAGACACAGAUGAAAAGGGACUUGUCCCAGCUAUUACUGAGUAGUCUGUUCUUCACUCCAAGUAUCCACUCUUUACAUGCUGUGUCCGUUUCUGGGUGGCAGGUGUGGACCUCUUGUCUCCAUCACCAUGCUUGGCGGCUCACUUAGUUUUGUCCUUUUUUCAGCCACCUGUGGCCGGCUCCCCUUCCAGUGUCUUGUGCGCUUUCUGUUCCGAACAGUAUAGAAUCAGCUUAUUAAGUUCUAAAAUUGUGUUGCUCUUUUAACUGAGACUGUGCUGGUUUAUUCAUUAAUUGAGGAUAAUAGAAUUUUCAUAAUAUAAUUUCCCCCAUUUGUAUCAUGAUAGCCCUCAUUUUAUUUAAGUCCUUUAUUCCUGGAUAAAAUUUUAAUAACUUUCUUCAUAAAGGUCUUACACUUUUUAUUAGGCUUAUUCCUAUGUAUUUGAAGAUUUUUAGUUUGGCUGGGGAUCUUUCUCUUUUUAUAUACAAAUAUGGAGUCACUAGGACAUCCAUGUAUCUACCUAGCGUUGUUUAUCACUCAGAAGUUUCUACAUUUAAAUAUAGUAAAUUUAGCCUUUACGUAUUUUGUCUCCUUAUUUAAAAAGCUCUUCCCUCUUAGAUCAAGAAAACAUUCUCAUGUUAAUUAUGUGUAGGUAGCUCUCUUCCCUAGCAUCUUUGGUACCUGGGCUCGAACUCAGGUCUUUGGGCUUGUGAGGCAGGCAGAGGCACCACUAAGCUAAAUCCCCAGCCCUACCUAGCAUUUUAAGAGAAAAAAAAAAAACCAAAAAAAACAACAGGCAGUUCAUCCUUCCAAUGCUUAAAUCAUUGUGGCUAAAUAAUUGGUAAUUAUAAGUGGUAGAAUGGCUUUGGAUUUUUGUUCCAAAUCCAUUUGGGAUCAUCUUGUCACAUUUAGAUUUUAUUUCUUUGAUUGUAGUGAAUGUGCAGGUUUGUCAGGAUUGCAUAUCAUAUUGAGUUUCUCAUGAAUAGGUCCUAUUGAUCCAUUUUCUUUUAAUACAGCUUUAUUAAAAAAUCCCAUUAUGUCUUACAUUUUAUAACAAAGUCAUUACAAUUUAAAUGUGUUCCUUAAGACACCAGAGUUCUUGUUGCCAUCGUAAAUGAUAUCUUUUUAAAAAUCACAGUUUCUAAAGCCAGGCAUGGUGGUGCACACCUGUAAUCCCAG